AUGCCGCCCGAUGAGAUGUUUCAUCGGAUGACCAUGGCGCGCUCUGACCGCCACGUGCACUCCUCUCGGAGUCCGCCGGCCAUGUUCCCGACGAAGAGCUCGGCAACCGAAUCGACCUGCAUGGAUAAGAGCGCUUUAUCCCUCAGCAUGUCCACUUCUUUCUCCCACAGCGAGGGCGCUUCUGACAGGCAGAUACCGAGCGAGGAGACGGUAUGCGUCCCGCGACUCCCGCAGCCGCCUGAAGUUUGGGUCUGUUCACGGCCAGAGGAGCCGGUGACCAUCCGACGAAGGAUUUCAGGCAGGGUGGUCCACGAUGAGAUCGACUCCCACUCUGUGGCACCGAGCAGUGUGUCGGAUGAGGCUGGAGGCAAAGGCAGCCGCGAGCGAAGUGCUCGCAGCACGAAAGGCGGGAUGGCACAAGAUUUCUUCCACGAACGAAGACUAAUCUCCGAACCCGCGCCGGCUGGCCAGAUACCACGGCCUUCGCUGUCCCUCAUCGAAUCCGAUCUGGAGCAGCUUUAUGCGGCCGCACGGGCUCCCCACUCCUGGAAUCAUUCGUGCCAGCCAGGGCUGCAUGACUUGCGCAAUCUGGCCUGCCGAAGCGACCAAGGGCCUGCGUCUGUGUCAGCUUUGCAUCAGUGCCCGUACUGCCAGCGAUUGCCCGAGAUUCCGGCAGAGGCUACUGCGCCCAGGGGCCCCUGGAUUCUACCUCCCGCGGUACUGGAUGAGGACUCGCGUAGCUUCUCGUUCUCGGAAGCUGGGCAGGAGGCGAAAUGGAGGUCGGUGCAGCCGCAUGAAGGCUCCAUGCCUUGCACGGUGCGGACAUCAUCAGCAUCGCACGGUAGGUUCAACGACAGGCAAGCGACGCACGAUGCUGAGCGCCCACAACACCACACGUGCGGUGUGCGACGGGCCGAGGAACAGUCCCAGGCAUCGUUCGGCUCUCGGCCAAGUUCCCAAAGAUCAAGCAGAACAGGGCUUCGAGAGGAUCUCGCAGAGAGCCAGGAGCUACGCGCCAGAGGCCGCCAGGCGCCAGUCCAGCGGCAGUCCGGGCCUUCGACGAGCAGGUACGUUGAGUCGCGGCCGGUGGGCGCCGAGACAAACUCGACGGCUCUGAGAGCUGCGCGGGCAGACGAAGUGGAGUCAAAUCUGAAUCCAUCUGAACAGGCUUCGUGGGACAGACACAGCCGCUUGCCGCCGCCACCGGAACGAUGGCUCGAGGCGCAGUCCUUUGCAGAACCCGGGCGCCAGCUCCGGCGUUUGGCAAAACGGAGAAAAGCCCUCGCCAAGGAGCUGCGAGCGCGACUGCCGCGCAAGAGCAAUUUGUGGGUGGGCGGGCUUCAGGGAUGUACAUGCUUACAGGGAGGGUUGAAAACAGCUGCAUGGCUUGCGAUUCUUGCGUCCAGCUGCUAG
Messenger RNA from Symbiodinium sp. CCMP2592, 1413 nucleotides. The record is from the annotation of a GenBank genome assembly. Lineage: Eukaryota; Dinophyceae; Suessiales; Symbiodiniaceae.